Messenger RNA from Danaus chrysippus (African queen), 609 nucleotides. Lineage: Eukaryota; Metazoa; Arthropoda; Insecta; Lepidoptera; Nymphalidae. The record is from the annotation of a GenBank genome assembly.
AUGAACGUUGAGAUUCAAUCAUCUCUUUAUUCAUUACAGAUUUCAUCACACAACUGGCAUAUACCUCGGCCAUCACUAUCGAGUAAUGGUGGAAGCAUUAGCGAUUCGCGGUCCCGAGGCGGCUCCGCCUCCAGCCAAGGCUCAUCAAGUAAUCACAGCACUCACAGCGUGUCUUCGGGAUCGAUGUUGUUAAGUGCCGCGCACUUAGAGCGCAUGAGUUGUAGAAAUCCAGUUCAAGAGAAUUACGGAUGCUACCAGAAUAGGACUAUAAAUUCUGUGAAAAAACCUGCAACUGCUAAUGCGGUUAUGUCAAUUCCCGAGGAGACGGCCGUUCAGGCGCACGAUAAUUUUUGGAAUGACGUCAAACGUGGCUCUGAUGUAGGACAAGACGCAACGUCUGUUGCAAGCUCAACUCAUUUCACAGUAGUAAAUGGGUUCACGAAGCACCGUCCAGCCAAGGAGCCAAAGACCUGCUGUUGUGAUCAUUCACAUCAGAUAACCGUGCUUGUUAUCUCGAUGACCAUACUGUUCUCUGCCUGCAUACUCGCCGCUAUAUGCUUUGUUGAAAUGCGAAUGCGCAGGGAGACUGGCAUGUAUAAAUACUCUUAG